Molecule: messenger RNA, 2879 nt
Organism: Lontra canadensis (Northern American river otter)
Lineage: Eukaryota; Metazoa; Chordata; Mammalia; Carnivora; Mustelidae
Gene: PALS1
Product: membrane palmitoylated protein 5
Exons: 15
Coding region: 453-2480 (675 amino acids)
Biological process (GO): establishment or maintenance of polarity of embryonic epithelium; morphogenesis of an epithelial sheet; protein localization to plasma membrane
Cellular component (GO): plasma membrane; adherens junction
Molecular function (GO): protein binding
Source: RefSeq, a predicted model, not a curated record
GAGGUGGAGUGAGUCGCUGGCGGCGGCGACGGCGGCGACUGGCGGUGGGGCGGAGGCGGGGUCUAAGGAUUGUGAGGUGGGGAAUCGGGAGUUUCUGGAUUCUUUAUCCGGUAUUUUAAGUGCCGCAGGGGAGCUGUCGUUUGUGCAGUGUGUGGGAGCGGUCGGGGCGGGAGGAUCGGCGGCCCGCGGUGGCGCAGAGAGUAAGAAAGUUAGCCUGAGUUCCGUGAAAAACCAGAGAAGAAAAACUAAGAGGAUAGUAGACAAGUUCUUUCCAAUUUGCAUAACAUUUCCUUCAUGGAUACAUUUCAUAGCAUUAUUAUGUGAUGUGAGAAGUUUUUUGUUUUUUUGUUUUUUUUUGUGAAGUAACAUGGAUUUUAUACUACAGAAUCAAGAGAUUGGCUUUAUAGGAGAAAUUGAUUUAUAAAAAGUGGUACAGGUUUUUGUAGAUAACCAUGACAACAUCCCAUAUGAAUGGGCAUGUUACUGAGGAAUCAGACAGCGAAGUAAAAAAUGUUGAUCUUGCAUCACCAGAGGAACCUCAGAAGCAUCGAGAGAUGGCUGUUGACUGCCCCGGAGAUUUGGGCGCCAGGAUGAUGCCAGUGCGUCGAAGUGCACAGCUGGAGCGCAUUCGGCAGCAACAGGAAGACAUGAGGCGCAGGCGAGAAGAAGAAGGGAAAAAACAAGAACUUGACCUUAAUUCUUCCAUGAGACUUAAGAAACUAGCCCAGAUUCCUCCAAAGACUGGAAUAGAUAACCCUAUAUUUGACACAGAGGAAGGAAUUGUCUUAGAAAGUCCUCAUUAUGCUGUGAAAAUAUUAGAAGUGGAAGACUUGUUUUCUUCACUUAAACAUAUCCAACAUACUUUGGUAGAUUCUCAGAGCCAGGAGGAUAUCUCACUGCUUUUACAACUUGUACAAAAUAAAGAUUUCCAGAAUGCAUUUAAGAUACACAACGCUGUUACAGUACACAUGAACAAGGCCAGUCCUCCUUUUCCUCUUAUCUCCAAUGCACAAGAUCUUGCACAAGAGGUACAAACUGUUUUGAAGGCAGUACACCAGAAGGAAGGACAAGAAUUAACUGCUUUGCUGAGUGCGCCACAUAUUCAGGCGCUUUUACUGGCCCACGAUAAGGUCGCUGAGCAGGAAAUGCAGCUAGAACCCUUUACAGAUGAGAGAGUUUAUGAAAGCAUUGGCCAGUAUGGAGGAGAAACUGUAAAAAUAGUUCGUAUAGAAAAGGCUCGAGAUAUUCCACUGGGUGCUACAGUUCGUAAUGAAAUGGAUUCUGUCAUCAUUAGUCGGAUAGUAAAAGGAGGUGCUGCAGAGAAGAGUGGUCUGUUACAUGAAGGAGAUGAGGUUCUGGAAAUUAAUGGCAUUGAAAUUCGAGGGAAAGAUGUCAAUGAGGUUUUUGACUUGUUGUCUGAUAUGCAUGGUACUCUGACAUUUGUUCUGAUUCCUAGUCAACAGAUCAAGCCUCCUCCUGCCAAGGAAACAGUAAUCCAUGUGAAAGCUCAUUUUGAUUAUGAUCCCUCAGAUGAUCCUUAUGUUCCAUGUCGAGAAUUAGGUCUGUCUUUCCAAAAAGGGGACAUACUUCAUGUCAUCAGUCAAGAAGAUCCAAAUUGGUGGCAAGCCUACAGGGAGGGGGAUGAAGAUAAUCAGCCUCUAGCUGGGCUUGUUCCAGGGAAAAGCUUUCAGCAGCAAAGGGAAGCCAUGAAGCAAACCAUAGAAGAAGACAAGGAGCCGGAAAAAUCAGGAAAACUAUGGUGUGCAAAGAAGAAUAAAAAGAAGAGGAAAAAGGUUUUAUAUAAUGCCAAUAAAAAUGAUGAUUAUGACAAUGAAGAGAUCUUAACUUAUGAGGAAAUGUCACUUUAUCAUCAGCCAGCAAAUAGGAAAAGACCUAUCAUUUUGAUUGGUCCACAGAACUGUGGCCAGAAUGAAUUGCGUCAGAGGCUCAUGAACAAAGAAAAAGACCGCUUUGCAUCUGCAGUUCCUCAUACAACUCGGAGUAGGCGAGACCACGAAGUAGCUGGUAGAGAUUACCACUUUGUUUCACGGCAAGCAUUUGAGGCAGACAUUGCAGCUGGAAAGUUCAUUGAACAUGGUGAAUUUGAGAAAAAUUUGUAUGGAACCAGCAUAGAUUCAGUACGGCAAGUGAUCAACUCUGGCAAAAUAUGUCUUCUAAGUCUUCGUACGCAGUCCUUGAAGACUCUCCGCAAUUCAGACUUGAAACCAUAUAUUAUCUUCAUUGCACCCCCUUCACAAGAAAGACUUCGGGCGUUAUUGGCCAAGGAGGGCAAGAAUCCAAAGCCUGAAGAGUUGAGAGAAAUCAUUGAGAAGACUAGAGAAAUGGAGCAGAACAAUGGCCACUACUUUGACACGGCAAUUGUGAAUUCAGAUCUUGAUAAAGCCUAUCAGGAAUUGCUUAGGUUAAUUAACAAACUUGAUACUGAACCUCAGUGGGUACCGUCCACUUGGCUGAGGUGAGGGAAACAUCCAUUCUGUGGUAUGAUUGGACUUAUCUGGCAAACUGCCAUAGGAAGAGAGCCCUGCUACUUCAGCAAGACCCUGAGGUAGCAGGCCAAAUAAGCUGUAGACCUGUUCUUUGAUCUCAAGCUAGUGAGAAAAUCCCCUUAAGCAAUUUGUGCAUAGCAGUCUUUAUUCUCUGGACAUGGCUUCAGAGAUUCUUGCCUCCUCUGAGGAUUCUAAAUGGAAGCUUUCAAUAGACCAGUUCCAUUUUAUCCCUAUAAAAAUGUUUUAAUUAUGUUUUCACCUAACUAAAUCUUUUCUGCCUGGUCCUAUUUCCAUGAAAAACUUGUCUGUAUAUAUACAAUGGUCCAUGUCUCACAUAGUUAUAAAUAUUGAUGCUAUUUAACAGUUAAAGGA